Rotaria sordida is the source of this 261-nucleotide messenger RNA. Lineage: Eukaryota; Metazoa; Rotifera; Eurotatoria; Philodinida; Philodinidae. The record is from the annotation of a GenBank genome assembly.
AUGGGAGGAGUAUCGAAUCAUGUUUAUUUUACUGAUGGUAGAGAUCAUUUAGUUGAUGAAGUUGUUUAUAUUCAUACUAAACCAUGUACGUUUCAGCAACAUUUAGGCGCCGGUGGUUUUGGCGCUGUUUAUAUGGUUAAAAGAUCCGAUAGUGUUGAUGUAACAGUUAAAGUAAUUGAUAAAAGUGGAGUGCCUUAUAUGACUGAAGCUCUUGUCAUGUCAUAUUUAACUGAAGUUAGCCAUCUUGAAAAAUUACGAUAA